AACAUAGAUGUAUUUAAUUAAAGCAGCGGAAUACCUAAAAAAUUUAAGGAUGAAAGAAAAAACAGUGUUUUUCAUAGAUGUACAGAACGCAUAUAAUUUGUGUAGACAGAGAGAGACUUAUAUGAUAUAAUUGUAAAGAAAUGAUGGAUGGAUAAAGCAGCAGCAGAAUUCUUCAUGACA
Messenger RNA from Paramecium sonneborni, 180 nucleotides. Lineage: Eukaryota; Ciliophora; Oligohymenophorea; Peniculida; Parameciidae. The record is from the annotation of a GenBank genome assembly.